Molecule: messenger RNA, 417 nt
Organism: Eurypyga helias (sunbittern)
Lineage: Eukaryota; Metazoa; Chordata; Aves; Eurypygiformes; Eurypygidae
Gene: MRPS23
Product: mitochondrial ribosomal protein S23
Exons: 4
Coding region: 1-417 (138 amino acids)
Biological process (GO): translation
Cellular component (GO): mitochondrion; ribosome
Molecular function (GO): structural constituent of ribosome
Source: RefSeq, a predicted model, not a curated record
AUGGUCCUACCGCCUUAUCCCACGUGUUUACAGCCGCUGGUGGAGGUGCGAAAGGCAUCGCUUCAGCUGCGGAGAUUCUACAGAAUAUACGGCACUGGUCCAAGACCCUUCGACUUGUCUCGGUCAAACUACAAAUCUACAUGCCAGAGGUUUGUUGAGAAAUACAAUGAACUGAAAGGAGAAGGAAAAAUAGAAGAGGAAAAAUUGUUUGAAGAAACAGGAAAAGCUCUUUUAGCCAGUGGGAUAAUUUUACAGCGAAAAGGAACAGAUAAAGUAGCACAACAGGAUCAUCAAGAUUCCAUGUUACACCUGCAGCUUCAAACUGUGUUGGAAGAGAUGCAGGAAAAGAAGAAAGAUCAGGAGGAGCAGAUGCCAGAGUUGGCAGAAACGCAGAAGGAGAACCCCUUGCCCUCCUAA